AUGGGAUUUUUGUCUAGUAUAAUCACUGAAGUAAAAGAAAAUCCAAACUUAUCAUCUUACAAAACAACAUUAAAUGAAGCAGUAAAUGAAUUAAACAAAAAUCUUAAUAAAGGCAAAAAAGGUUUGGAGGCUGUGAUUGGCCCGGUCAAGGAGGGAAUUAAGGGGUGGUUGGGGGAGGUGGAAAAGAAAAAUAAUGAUGUAACGAAAUAUAUCGAUGUUUUAAAAAAUGACACGACUAAUGCUGCAACCGGUAUCGAAAAAUGGAAAAAUCAAGAUUUUGAUGAAGCCUCCAAAAAACAUGGUGAGUUGCACAAUUGGAUCAAAUCCAUCAAAGAAUUAUCCAACCAACCGUAUUAUGCCAUUCAUGCGGUCGAAUACGUCGAUGAAAAACUCAGAAACAAUUUACUUCCGCAUAUCAAUUUACUGAAUAACGCUAUUGACACUUUCAAGCAGAAUACGGUUGAGGAUUACGAUGGACUUCGCACGGUGUGCGAAAAGGUGGCUGCAAAAAGCAAUGAAAUUAUUGAUCAAGCAAACUUAGUCACGAAGACGGCAGAGAAGAAAAUUGAAUUGAUGACUAGUCAGCUGGAUAAUACGAUCACUGCACUUGAUGAGCAUGUUCAGAAAGCUGUGGAAGGUCUAGAAAACGCUACUCACGAACUAAACAAAUGGUCUGAAAAUCAAACGGAUUCUUCUCUUCAUAAAGCUCUUAAGCAAUGUGCCGAAGUUGUCAAGGAGCUCGAUUAUAAGGAAAACAAGAAUACGUUUUAUAUUCAACUUGCUGCCAUUGACGCUGCGAAAGACGUUGUUGCUGAGGUGCAGGGAACAUUGAGCAGCGUUAACAACCGCCUGAUGAUUUGGAUCACAAAGGCGGCAUUUUUGGUCAGCCAGUCCUUGCGUUUUGUUGCUACGAUUCUGGAUGAAUUGAAUGGAGAGGACGGUUCACAUAAUUACGUCAAACAGAUUAAGGACGCUGCGGGAAAACUAUAUAAGGAUGCAUUGAAGUUGAACGGUGCUAUGCGUGCGGCGCAUAAACAUAUCAGUGAAAAGGUCCGUGCAGCUUUGGAGGCAUUUGGUGAAGUGGAUAAGGCUGUCAGAAAGGAUUUAGCGCAGUUUAGGGAUCUUAUUAAAGCUGAGGUUGGAGUAUAUUUCGCUCAAUUAGGAGCCGUGGAAUAUGGUGUGGUUAAGCAGAGCGGUGAUGUAAGUCAGCUGGAUCAAAAAGUUGGAGCAAAGUUCAGAGAAUGGCUUCGACAAGCAUCAUCAACCUCAACAGUCAUUACUCAUACGAAAAUCCAAACUGAUCUGAGGUACCUCAAGAAGUCUUACAACGUCAAUGCUAAAUCAUCAACGCUAGAGGAGAUUUCCGCUUUCGCUGCCAUGGGGGAGGACGCCAAGGCGCAGAUUGAAAAAGAUUACGGCAGCGACAUAAAAGAUGUACCGAACCCUGAACAAAGAAUGGCGUCGUACAAUGCACAUGAUGGAAAGCAGAAGGUCACCAACGCUUUGGCUGCGAUUAAGAGUGAUACUAAUGGUCUGCUGAAGAUUGAAGAAGUGAAAGACGGAGAAGGAACCCGAAUAGACAUAUUGUCGCUACGUGCAUUGCAUCAACAAACAGAAACCUCUGUGAAGAACCUAACAGCUCUUAUACGAAAGUACGCCGGUGACGAAUCUCUAAAAAACGAUGGUGUCCAGCAAUACCUGACGAAAUGUAGAGAGUUAAUUGUCAAACAUGAGGACACUAUUGAAGUUGAAGGAGUACGUAUACCUGGGCUUCAAAAAAUAAAACAGGAUAUAAGCGGCCAACAAUCCCUUUUGUCUAAAUUAAUACAACCGGUAGGUGCGGCCGUCGAAGCAAUUAAGAUGAGUAUUACGAAAGCAUCCAAAAUAGUUGAUGACGCUACACGGUCCGAAACUAUAAAAGGCUAUAUAACGCAGCUACAAAGUGAGAUGCGGGAGUUAAAAAAAUCUCUAAAUUCGUUAAAUGCGGGAGAGCUGACAAAAGAGAUGCAAGCGGUACGUGCCGAAUUCGUCAAAACACAAGAUAAAAUAAUUCUCUACAUUAAACUUGUCUCUGAACAGUCGAAAUCACUUGCAAUAGAAGCUGCCAUUGACAUCAAGAAAUCCGCCCUCUCCCAGUUCGCCACGUCCAAGGCCGCCGUGCUCCAGAAGCUGAAGCAGUUGGUUGAGAAGGAGAAGGGAGAGAUUGAGAGGAUUAUUGAAGAGGAUUUGGAAAGCGGAUUGAAGGGGAUGAUGAAGAAAAUGAAAGAGAAAGAGAGUACGCUUGAAGCAAUUGAACAGCUUGUAACUGUGAGAGCUCCACCACCCCCGACAGUUAAGAGCGAUGGCACAAAACUGCGAGAAAUGUCUGGGCAUUUCAAAUCGUAUUACGACGCAGUGCACAAUCAUAUUAAGACACAAGUUGAAGAUCCUCCCAACCAGCCAACCAAAACAGUAACCAACUCCCCACCCACCGACCAACCCACCGACCCAGCCACGCAGCUAACCAAAAUCAAAACUAACUUCGACAAAUUACUUGGACAUUUAAUUGAUGCAAAACAGUCUAAAAAGUAUAAUUACGAUAAAACUUUCGUUGAUUUACUUAAUUCCCUCAAAAACGCCACUAACGAUUUAUCCCCCUCCGCCUUCGCCAACCCCCGGCACCCGGAGCUGCUCGAUGCGCUCAAAAAGGGGCUGGAAGGGGUUUGU
This is a messenger RNA of Babesia bigemina, 2706 nucleotides long. RefSeq lists its product as hypothetical. The record is from RefSeq and is a predicted model, not a curated record. NCBI's taxonomy places the organism in Eukaryota, Apicomplexa, Aconoidasida, Piroplasmida, Babesiidae. The transcript has a single exon. The annotation marks the transcript as partial.